CUGCGUCCUUUCUUUGUUUAUGUUUUGCAUCAGAUCUCAACUUCCAGUACACCAACCAGCCAGGAGGCAAUAACGGAGACCUUCUCAACGCAAGUCUCGUCCUUCGUUCUGUAUGGGCAAAGGCCAAACGGGAAUCCCCCGCUCACUAGCCCAGAAAUUGGUCCGCUCGGUCUCCGCUUACACUUUUAGUUUCCCGACGGUGAUCUCCCCGCAUCUUGUCGCUUUCCGAUCUACCUGCAGUCCUCCCACUACUGCGUCCCCCUCGGCCGUAGGGCAAUCACAAGUCACAAUGCCCCCUCCCUAGGUUUCUUCUUCUCCCUCCCACCUCCCUCCCCCCGGCUGUUCACUACACUUAUCGCUCCUUUCCAUUGGUUGGUCGCCGGCAAUAACCCUGUCUCCAUGUCCUCCGCGAAAAAUAGAUUGUCCGGCCUCCUGGGCCAUCUUCUCCCUUCCUCCGACGGCCAGGGAGGAGCUAAGGCUGCGUCGGUGCAGAGCCAGGUUAACUUUCAUACCCUUUCGCCGGCGUACUUUCUGCAGAGAGCGGCGGCCAUUGAGCCAGAUGCUGAGGCCAUUUACCAUGUUACGGCAAAUAAUCAGGUACUCCGAAGAACAUAUAUUGAGUUUGCAGAUAGGGCUAGAGGGCUGGCGUACUUUUUGAAGAAACGUGGAUUUAAAAAGGUAGGCAUCUUGUGCCCGAAUACGCCCGCGUUUUUGGAGUCGAUUUUCGGCAUUGGAGCUGCGGGAGGUGUAAAUGUUGCUGUGAACUACCGUCUUAAGGAAGACGACAUUGCAUAUAUAUUCACCCAUUCCGAUGCAGAGGUGAUCAUUGUGGAUCAGGAAUACCUGCCGCUGCUGCGCGUGUAUAGGGAGGCCAAACCGGAGACGCCGAUUAUUGUUGAUACCGAUACAGAUGCCACGGAAGGCCAGCUGUCGGGUCCUUUCGAUGAGGCGGUCUUGGAAGGUCUGAAGUAUGACGCUGCUACAGGUGGAAAGGGCUGGGAUGGGCUUGAGGCCCAGGCAUCCGGGUCCGAGGACGAUGUUGUUGCUUUGGCAUACACAAGCGGCACAACCUCGCGGCCAAAGGGCGUGGAGUAUACGAACCGGGGCUGCUACCUGGCCGCUUUGGGGAAUGUGGUUGAGUCUGCCCUGAAUGUCUUCAAUGGCCGCUGUCGUUAUUUAUGGAUCUUGCCCAUGUUCCAUGCUGUUGGUUGGACAUUCCCCUGGGCCGUUACCGCCGUUCGGGGCACACAUUACUGCCUGCGGAAGAUAGACUAUGGGCAGAUUUGGAGUCUGCUGAAGCAGGAAGCCAUCACUCACUACAAUGCAGCUCCCACGGUAAACACUCUGCUCUGCGCUCAUGCAGAUGCUGAACGACUUCCCGUACCGGUGAACGUUCAGGUGGCAGGAAGUCCCCCUACACCCUUGUUGUUCGAGCAGAUGAGCAGCUUCAAUCUGCUCCCUGUACAUGUAUACGGGAUGACGGAGACAUAUGGACCGACUACCAGAAGCUACUAUCUGCCCUCAUGGGACCGCCUGCCUUCGGACGAGAAGUUCAAACGCAUGGCAAGGCAAGGCCAUGGGUUCUUGACCAGCCUGCCAACCCGGGUAAUCAAGACGGACGUUCCUGAGGGCACCAUUAUUGAUGUCAGCCGGGACGGCAAGGAGAUUGGCGAGAUAGCGUUUGUCGGAAACAUCUGUGCUCGAGGCUAUUACAAAGAUGCCGAGGCGACGCGGAAGCUCUUCGCUGGCGGGGUUCUUCAUUCCGGAGAUUUGGCCGUCUGGCAUCCCGACGGAGCGAUCCAGAUCCUGGACCGAUCCAAAGACAUCAUCAUUAGUGGAGGCGAAAACAUCUCAUCUGUUGCCCUAGAAUCCAUGCUGGUGACGCACCCCGACAUUCUGGAGGUUGGCGUGGUGGCGGUGCCAGACACCCACUGGGGCGAACGACCCAAGGCGUUUGUGACCACAAAACAGGGCCGCAACUUGGAGGGACAGGAGGUGAUUGACUGGGCCCGGAAUCACAGUCAGAUCAGCAAGUUUAUGCUUCCGCGGGAGGUGGAGGUGGUGGCGGAACUCCCCAAGACCAGCACGGGGAAAAUUCGGAAGAAUGUGCUUCGGGAAUGGGCGAAGGGGGCUCCGCGCACAUGAUCCAGGGGCUGUGCUUUGGUAUACACCGUAGAAUUGUGGUGGUGAUAGGGUUGGUUGCAUGCAAAGCGCGUUAGCGUUGAGUAACUUAGGGUACGUAGAUCUCACUGAAGCCUCGACUUCUGACUGGCUCUUGCUAUUGCUGUCAUACAAUCCGAUCUAUAUAGUGUGAGUGCCCACUGCUUCAGUCAGAACAGGGGGAACUGGAGAAAGAGGGAUGACCUAGCACGCUGUAAAUCCUAGCUGUAGUCUGAAUCAAGUACAGUAUUUU
Messenger RNA from Aspergillus ibericus CBS 121593, 2413 nucleotides. Its product is annotated as putative AMP-binding domain protein. The coding region runs from base 400 to 2145 and encodes 581 amino acids. The transcript is spliced from 5 exons. NCBI's taxonomy places the organism in Eukaryota, Fungi, Ascomycota, Eurotiomycetes, Eurotiales, Aspergillaceae. The record is from RefSeq and is a predicted model, not a curated record.